Messenger RNA from Siniperca chuatsi (mandarin fish), 2701 nucleotides. It is a transcript of the gene bard1, whose product is annotated as BRCA1 associated RING domain 1. The transcript is spliced from 11 exons. The record is from RefSeq and is a predicted model, not a curated record. Lineage: Eukaryota; Metazoa; Chordata; Actinopteri; Centrarchiformes; Sinipercidae. Bases 119 to 2509 code for a protein of 796 amino acids. Gene Ontology annotation, molecular function: protein binding.
GUUACUUCCGCAAAUAUUUGGCGGGAGAUGCCUGUAGCCAGGAAGCAAGUUCGGCUUGUUUUGCAAUCUUGAUUCAUAAGCAUAGUUAUAACAAAAACAAAUAACAUUUCGUUUAAGAAUGGAUACUGAUGUCCUCGUGCAGACAAAGGACUGGAAGAACACUAAGGAGGCGGUUGCGAAGUUUCGACGACUGCUACUUUGUUCCAAAUGCUCAAACUUAAUGACGGAUCCUGUGUGUCUAGGAAUGUGCGAGCAUAUGCUGUGCAGGUCCUGUGCUGGUCCCCGGGCAGGAGAUGGCUGCGUGGUGUGUCACAGUCCUGCGUGGGUGAAGGACAUCCAAAUCAACAGGCAGCUCAGCAGCAUCAUACAGCUCUUCUGCGGUUUAGAGUCCCUGCUCAGUCCCAUAGAACAACCAGACUCCUCUCUAGCCGAGAUUCAAACACAACCUGAGAGCCCUGUCUUUAAACACAAGAAGAACUUCAAGAUCUGGUUCAGCCCCCGCAGCCGCAAGGUACGCUGCAUGGUGGAGAACCCUUCAGAGGUCACUGUACCGGAAAACAAGUCUUCUGGAGAAACAGCUGCAGCACAGCCAGACACCAUUACUGCUCACCGUCAGGACCUGUCAGUUUUCAAUUUCGUCUCGUCCUCCCAAGACUCUUCUUGUUCUCAAAGAUGCAAAAACGAAAACAGGACCAGGAAGAAGAGGUCAACUAAGAAAAAUGCUGCCAGCAGGAAGGUGUCGGUGCAAGGAACCACUAGGACCACACGAAAACAAUCCAAGCAGAAGAUGAAGAAAAACAGGCUGGAGGCCAUAAACCAGCAAUGGGGGAUCACUGAGGAGGUCGAUGCCUUAAAGGAAAAGGAGCAUCCCUGUGUUGAAGGGGCAAGGAAGUCCACUAAAAGAGUUUCCUUCUUAAGCCCUGCUGUCACGUCUGACGGGCCUCAGCCUGAAGUGCCACAGGGGAGUACUAAUGAACUCAGCCCUGGCAGGAGCACCAUGAGGGAGACUCUCUCAGGAGGUGGCGUCACUGUACUGAAUGGUCAGAGCAUGUCGGACAGUGUCGUCCAGCAUGACAGAUUGUCUGCAAAUGACCCCAACCCAACUGACAAUCCUGAAAAACAGGACAACGUAUCUCCCCCAAAGCAUUCCUCAAAAAGAUCAAGAGUGGAGGACAAGGUCGCCACAUUGGAGACCACGCCAAAAAGGCCCAGGGCUUCCCCAGGCAGGAAGACAAAAUCACAGAUGUCUCCAGCUGUCCUUAACCCUCCAUCUUUGGCUAGCCCCAGGUAUGAUAAGAGCACCAAAAACUCAAGAGAAGAGCAAGGAGACAGCCCCUCUGUCCUAGCCACUGUUGGUAGAAAAUCUCCCAGUACUCACCGUGCAUCUGUUGGACGGCCCACCUCAGGGAGCCCUGCAGUUAUGAAGAGGAACCACAAGGGAGAAACCCUGCUGCAUCUAGCUGCCAUAAAGGGAGAUGUAGAGGCUGUCAAGGAACUGCUGGACCAGGGGGCUGACCCUAACCUAAAGGAUAAUGCUGGGUGGACACCUCUGCAUGAAGCGUGCAACCUUGGUCACCUGGCAGUUGUGGAGGCGUUGGUAUCAAGGGGAGCCCUGUUGAAUACGCCUGGCUAUGAAAAUGAUUCUCCACUCCAUGACGCUGUGAGGAACGGUCACCCAGCAAUUGUCAAACUGCUGCUGCAGCUUGGAGCCUCGCAGAACGUGCUAAAUCUGUAUGGAAAGCGACCUGCAGCUUACGCAAUGAGUCUGGAGAUGCUGGAGAUUUUCCAGGAAGCCUCGGAAGCCCAAUAUGCUAAUACAUCGCUUAGCCCCUCAGCCAGUCUCUCUGUGUCGAGCGACUAUGUGAGGAGGGAUGAAAUGGCUGUGUUUCUGGGCAGCAAGCUGUCACAGCCAGAACAGCAUCAACUAGCCAAACUGGGAGAGCUACUGGGAGGGAAGAUGGCUGACACCUUUUCUGGCUCAGUGAGCCAUGUCAUGGUGCCAGAAGGACACAUGCCCACCACCUACUCCACACUCCUGGGUCUUCUUGCUGGCUGCUGGGUUGUCAAAUUCAGCUGGGUGGAGGCAUGUCUGCAGGCAGGCAAGUGGAUGCCCGAAACUGAGCACGAAGCGGGAGAAGGCCCCCAGCGCAGUCGCAUCAACAGAUGUAGCUUGCUCCCUCCACUCUUCGAUGGCUGUUUCUUCUUCCUCCUUGGCUCCUUUAAGGCGCCUUCCAAAGACGAGCUCACCAAGCUGCUCCGGGAGGGAGGAGGUCAACUCCUGAGCCGCCAGCCCAAGCCCGACAGCGAUGUGACACAAACCCUGAGUGCUGCUGCCUACCACGCACUGCCAGGCUCUGACCAGGCCCUCUGCACCCAGUACAUCAUCUUUGACCCCCAGGGCCCUCACAAGCCGGCAGUAGUGAGGCGAGGUAAGGUGUGGUCAGCUCCUACCACCUGGCUCAUCAACUGCAUCACAGCCUUCCGCCUCCUCCCUGUGCCGGACUCUUAAACGUUGGUCUAAAUCAUUUCUCAUAUGUUCAAUAAUAAUUGACUAAUAACUGAGAUAUCACUUGUGCUUAAGCAUGGUCAUAAUGUAUUUUUUGUUUUUUAAUAUGCGGUGAUUAAGUUGACAUGAAUCACAUAAACAAUAAUAAAACAAUAAUGUGACUCCUAAAAUCUAAAAUUAAAGUAGUAAUCUGCA